GGACUCGGCUUCGUUUCGUUUCGUUUCACCCACCACCAAAACCCGACUGUCUCGACAAUGCCUCCCGUCCCCUUCCUCCUUUGACAAACUCAAAGGUGUUGAAUGGACGGUCAAUGGCACGAAUAACGCUCUUUCGAUUUCCUAACAAGCUUCGCCGGCGUGUGCGGAGGAACCGAAUGGCCACCCUGCUGGCUCUCCUCGCCCUGGCCGUCCUCCUGGUCGUCCCCUUCUACAUCAUCUACAAACCACCUCCGUUUGUUAUCAACUACUUUGCGCGAAAAUGGCCCGACGUACUAUGGCAGGUCAAGACGGACCAGAAGAUUAUCGGCCUCACGAUUGAUGACGCGCCAUCACAACACACGGCCGAUAUCCUCAACGUCUUGAAGGAGAACGAUGCACAUGCGACCUUUUUCCUCAUUGGAUCUCAGAUGAACGGUCGUGAAGAAGAUACGGGAGCCAUAAUUCAGUCUGGCAGCGAGCUGGGAAAUCACGGCAUGCACGACGAAGCUUCGCGGUCUCUCCCUAUAGAUCAGUUGGAAUCGGACAUAUUCGAGGUCAGGCGGAAGAUCAAGAUUGCAUACGAGUACGAGGAUAAGCCCCUUGUAGCUGGAUAUUUUCGCCCGGGCUCUGGAUUUUUCAGCAACAAGAUGCGGAGGCUGGUCGACAAACUGGGAUACAGGAUGGUUCUGGGGAGUGUUUACCCACACGAUGCCCAGAUCAGUUCUUGGCGGACGAAUGCCAACCACAUUUUGAGCAUGGCACGGCCAGGGGCUAUCAUCAUAUGCCACGACAGAAGGAGCUGGACCGUUCCCAUGCUACGGAAGGUACUUCCGGAGCUGAGGAAACGGGGGUAUAGGAUUCUUAACCUUACGGAGCUACUCAAAGAAGUCGACACAGACAAGUGAGAGACGUUUUGGGAGAGAGACAGCAUCAAUCAUCCAAACCAUGACGAAGAAACCCAGCUGCAACAACGCAUAUACGCAACCCAUGUCUAGAUCUAGACCGCCUCGGUGCUCGUGCACGCAUUCACUCUUCAAAUGAGGGGUAUCAGCGGCUUCGGAGACUGUGUGAUUCCGCAGGUUAGAGCUGGUCUCGACCGCAGCAUGGAGCCGCCGGGGAUGCGGAGCAUCAUGACCGCGCCAUCGUUGCCCAGGCCAAUGCGGUGUAAUACCACGUUGCCCAUAAUAGCUUAAAUAUGACGAGGAGUCUCGCCUCGGGGCCACGGUAUACAAAGGAAUGGGUCGCUGCAUGAUCGAGCGUAACAGGCUCGCUGCUUUGUGGAUUGAUGAGGCAUGGCCCCCCUUCAACAUUCGCUUGUUUCAGUAAGGCGACACAACGAUGUUCUGCGAGACCUGGGUGACACCACGUGAGACAGCAAGGGCUCGGAAGGAGUCGAUUGGGCGAUUCACGACCUCGUCGAAGGGGG
Messenger RNA from Colletotrichum scovillei, 1426 nucleotides. RefSeq names its product polysaccharide deacetylase. Gene Ontology annotation, cellular component: membrane. The transcript has a single exon. Gene Ontology annotation, biological process: carbohydrate metabolic process. Bases 114 to 905 code for a protein of 263 amino acids. The record is from RefSeq and is a predicted model, not a curated record. Gene Ontology annotation, molecular function: hydrolase activity, acting on carbon-nitrogen (but not peptide) bonds. NCBI's taxonomy places the organism in Eukaryota, Fungi, Ascomycota, Sordariomycetes, Glomerellales, Glomerellaceae.